Cucurbita moschata (crookneck pumpkin) is the source of this 695-nucleotide messenger RNA. RefSeq lists its product as uncharacterized. The record is from RefSeq and is a predicted model, not a curated record. The coding region runs from base 43 to 531 and encodes 162 amino acids. The transcript is spliced from 2 exons. Lineage: Eukaryota; Viridiplantae; Streptophyta; Magnoliopsida; Cucurbitales; Cucurbitaceae.
UCAAGAAAAUGGGGAUAAACCCUAGAACUGCGAAGAAACGCCAUGAAACGAGCUAUAUGGGGAGCUGUCUUCACUGCCUGUUCUCGGAGGGUUUCCAUCUCUCCUCUGCUUCAAACCUUGCGCUCUGGUCCAUUACUACCUUCAUUUUCCGUUUCGAUUUCGUCCCAAUCGCGAUGUUACUCGUCCGGGAAUGACAAGUAUAAUGGAUUGAACUCAACAACGAUUGAAAACAAGGAUUCUCUCGUCGACGAUGAUGUCAGUAACGAAGAGCUGAAGAGGAAAAUUGAUAGAUUUUAUGAGGGUGACGUCGAGUCCUUACCAACAAUUUUUGAAGCAAUUUUGAAGAGGAAGCUAUCAGGUAAGCACGGAGAUGCUGAUGAUGAGCUGAUGAAGGAAAUUCGGCAGCGAGUGCCUGGAGAAGUUGAAGAUUUUAAAGAUGAAGAAUAUGAUUCAGAUUUAAGUGGUGAGUUGAAUGAAAGUGAUGAAGAAAUGAAGGAGGAUUCCAGUGAGGAAGAAGAUAGAAGAGUAUAAGUUAAUGUUAGAUCAUACAUUUUCGGGUGGAAAUGGUCAAAUCUUGAUAGCUUAUUCAGGUUGGUCUAUGGGAACCUCAACUCCUAACUUGGAGAACUUUGUUCCAUGGGGAAUUGUAUGCUUUGUCUUUUAAUGCCAAAAAUUUGCAAUAGUGUAUUGUUGUA